AUGACGUUGCUGCCAAUUGCCUUCUUGGUGGCCAUGGUCUUGAAGCCGAAGCCCAUGCCGACAGCAAAGAGCCCAGGAGCCAUCUUUCUAUUCGACUGCAUGGAGUCCGCGCAUUGCCUGGCCUGGAUGAAGGUGCAGCUGCGGGUCAUCACCGAUAGCCACCCCGUGGCAGAAGUGAUGCUCAUCGGCUUCUGCUUCGCCUUUGUGGUGGAGGGCGCCUCUGGGUUUGGUACGCCGGCCGCCCUUGCGGCGCCGAUGCUGUACUCCAUGGGGCACCCGAAGAUGGAGUGCGUUGUGUGCCUGCUGACCUUCAAUACCUUCAUGACCAUCUUCGGGGCAGUCGGCACACCUGUGUGGUUCGGGAUUGGGGAGGUCUUGCCCGAUUUUGGAGAUGAGAACUUGAUGGCGGUGGGAUUCCGGGCGUCGAUCGCUAUGAGCGCCUCCGCGAUCAUCCUGGUCCCCUACGUCGUCCAGAUCAUUGUGCCCUGGUCGGAGCUGCGCCCGAGCUUGUUGUACGUAGUGCUGAGCACCGCAAGCGUGGUUGUGCCAUUCAUCGUCUUGGCCAUGUUCAACUACGAGUUUCCGAGCUUGGCUGCCGGAAUCGUGGGCCUGUGCAUCACCACGGCCCUCACACUUCGAGGUAUAGGCCUCGGUCCUCACAGCCAUCACCAGGCUGCAAAGACGCAGGACGCACCGACGGAGGCUGACUGCGUCGAGCCUGUGCUAGAGGAGCCGGUAGCCCAGGAGAGGACACUGGAGCAAGAGAACACACUGAAGGACCUGGUCGACUUGGAAGCACCAGCAGCCGGCGUGCGCUUCAUCUCGGGGACCAUCAAGGUUCCCGUGGCCGAGGAGGACGAAGCGGGCCAGCCGAAGGGAACGAACUCGAAGAAGAGUUUGCGGGAGAAGGCCAAGAACAACACGUUGACCAUCGGCAGGAAGGCGAUGAAGUAUUUGUCCAACCAUGCGCACCUCACAGUGGCGCCGGCCAAGCUUCACGCGGCCAUCACGGAGGACGAGGAUGGCCCUCCGGGAGAGUUGACGGUCCAUGUGGACGAUCACCACGCCGAGCGCUUUCAUGCCGACGUGACCGUGUUCGAUUGUGUGUUCCGGACGAUGCCGCUUUGGCUUACGGUGGUCCUCCUGAUCUUGACGAGGAUCGAACCGAUCGGCCUCAAGUCCCUGCUGCGUCAGGACGAGCCCGAGAUUGUAAAUGGCUCCCUCGGCACUCUUGGCCACCUGCGCAUCUCCGCAGUCGGCCGGUUCUCAUUGACACAGAUCUUGGGUACGAAUCUGGGCUGGACUUACGAGCUGCUUUACAUCCCCUUCCUCCUGCCCUUUGUGGUGGCCGGCUGUGCCUCUUUGCUCGUCUUCCGCAAGGAGCUCGAGACCUCGCCGCGGACCAUCGUUUCCGGCGUGGCACAGCGCAUCAAGGGCCCUGUCGUCGCUUUGAGCGGGGCUCUGGUGUUGGUCGAAUUGCUUCGGACCGGUGAUGCGCUCAAGGUCAUGACUGACACGUCGGGUGACUUUCUCCUUGUGGAUCAUUGGGGAAGGUUCGUGGCCCUAUCGUUCCCCCUCGGAGCCCUUGGCUCCUUCUUCUCGGGCUCCACGACGGUCAGCAACCUCACCUUCACCCAGGUGCAGAAGGUCGCUGCGGACACCCUUGGCAUCUCCCCAACGGGACUCAUCGGCCUUUCGGACGGCAUUUGGGCAGAGAGGGCAGAGCCCUCUCUUUUCCUUUUUUCGGCUUCGCUGUGCCUUCCCUCUCAAUCGUGCAGUCGGCGGGUGCCUUCUGCCUGCAGAAAUCGGGAAAUUGGCAUUGGGAAACCUACCUGGGAUGAGAUCAGGGCUAGAUUCGUGGACAGUCCUCUCUGCUCGUCCGUGAGAGCUGAGUGGCAGAAGCUGGAGGGGAGCGCUACAAUAGCCGCUAGCGAGUGCAACAGCAGAAAGAACAAAGAGAAGCCAGAACGAACGCUCAAAGCCCUCAUCUCCUUCUUCCCUGCCUCCAGCUUUGCGGUGCAUCCAGUGGGAAUGCCUUCUGCCUUGCGAACAUCAUCGCAGCCACGGCGGUCAUCGGCCUGCAGGUGCCCGAGGGCAUGA
Messenger RNA from Symbiodinium natans, 2100 nucleotides. NCBI's taxonomy places the organism in Eukaryota, Dinophyceae, Suessiales, Symbiodiniaceae. The record is from the annotation of a GenBank genome assembly.